Messenger RNA from Nerophis ophidion (straightnose pipefish), 2915 nucleotides. RefSeq names its product gastrula zinc finger protein XlCGF57.1-like. The record is from RefSeq and is a predicted model, not a curated record. The transcript has 3 exons. NCBI's taxonomy places the organism in Eukaryota, Metazoa, Chordata, Actinopteri, Syngnathiformes, Syngnathidae. Gene Ontology annotation, biological process: central nervous system development; regulation of transcription by RNA polymerase II. Gene Ontology annotation, cellular component: PcG protein complex; transcription regulator complex; nucleus. Gene Ontology annotation, molecular function: DNA-binding transcription factor activity, RNA polymerase II-specific; RNA polymerase II cis-regulatory region sequence-specific DNA binding. The coding region runs from base 535 to 2259 and encodes 574 amino acids.
CAGUACAGUAGGUAUCGGUAUGCCUGCUUGUUUCUCUCGCGAGAUUUGACAACACCGCGCGGGAACAAGACAGAAGGCCGAGGAAUAAGCAAGAUGGCGUUUUGCGCUGAAGACGUUUUUGCGUUUAUGUUCGUACAAAUAUAUGUCGUUUAAUCGAGUGGAAACCGUUAAUAAUUGUUUUAUAUCCCGGAUACAUUAGUCUGACUGCACUUUGAAGCUCCUCGUGCUUGUUAGUUUAGCUUGUUAGCUUAGCUUGUUAGCUGCUAACAAAGACACGCGGAAGUUAUCAACCAGUCGCUAAGUAGAGAUCAAAUGUGUGUGAAAAGUGUUGUGAUUGUGUGAAAAUGUGCGAAAGAACGGUAGCAGAGUACAAGGGGGAACUUUUUCCAACAACAGAGGAGAACGAGCGACAAAGAACAGACGUCCAGCAGCCCCCACACAUUAAAGAGGAAGAGGAGGAACUGUGGAUCCCUCAGGAGGAAGCAGAUCUCAGCAAGUUCCCACUGACUGUUGUCUCUGUGAAGACUGAAGAGCAUGAAGACAAACCACCUGAGUCCUCACAGCUUCAUCACAGUCCAAAUGUCUGAAGAACAUCUUCUCUCUCAGCAACAAGACUGGAGCUUCAGGAUGGUGGAGGAGGAGUCACUACCCCCUUACUUUAAAGAAGACGACAAGGCACUCACCCCCAAUUUUAAAGGCGGAGAGGAGGUGCCAGAGACCCCAAACUUUAACAAGAAUGUGAAGGAUCCACUGACCCCCAAAUUUAAAAGGAACAGGGAGGAACCACUGACCCCCCACUUAAAAAAACAAGAGGAGGAGCCACAGACCUUCCAUUUUAAAGAAGAAGAGGAGGAACACAGCAUCAGUCAGGAGGGAGAUCAUAUUGAAGGACUGGAGGAUUUUCCAGUGAUUAGUGUCAUUGUGAAGAGUGAAGAUGAUGAAAGUGAAAGUGAAAGUGAGGAGAGGGGAGGGGGGGAGCCUCCAAGCAGCAGCUCAACACAACACAUGACAACAGAAGCUGAUGAAGACCACUGUGGAGGAUCACAAGCAGACGAGCUCUUAGCUCCACUAUCAGAUAGUGAGGACACAACCUCACACUCUCCUGACACUCAUGAUAUCAACUUUAAAGAUGAUAAGACAUGUCACACUGACAACACUCAAUUUAAAUGUUCUCACUGUGACAAAACCUUUAAAAACAGUAGUCAUCUGAAAAGACACAUGAGAACACACACCGGAGAAAAACCCUUUAUCUGCUCAGAGUGUGGUAAAGGUUUUCUACUUGGUCAAAAUUUGAAAGUACAUAUGAGAACGCACACUGGAGAAAGACCUUUUGUCUGUUCAGUCUGUGGUAAAGGUUUUAUCCAAAGUGACAAUUUGAAAAUCCACAUGAGAAUACACACAGGUGAAAAACCUUUUUCUUGCUUAACCUGCGGUAAAGGUUUUACACAAAGUCGGUCUUUGAAAGUACACUUGACAACACACAAUGAAGAAAAGCCUUUUACCUGUUCAGUCUGUGGUAAAGGUUUUAUACAAAGUGACAGUUUGAAAGUCCACAUGAGAAUACACACCGGUGAAAAACCUUUUUCUUGCUCAACCUGCGGUAAAGGUUUUACACAAAGUCGGUUCAUGAAAGUACAUAUGAAAACACACACGGGAGAAAAACCAUAUAUCUGUUCAAUAUGUGGAAAAGGUUGUACAGAAAGUAGCAAUUUGAGAGUACACAUGAGAGUACACACCGGAGAAAAACCUUUUUCUUGUUCAAUUUGUGGUAAAGGUUUUGCACAAAGUUCAUGUAUGGAAAAACACAAAAGAAUACACAGUGGAGAAAAAUCUUUUAUCUGUUCAAUCUGUAGUAAAGGUUUUGCACAAAGUCACAAUUUGAAAGCACACAUGAGAAUACACACCGGUGAAAAACCUUUUAUCUGUAUAAUCUGUGGUAAAAGUUUCGUAGAAAGUAACAAUUUGAAAGUGCACAUGAGAACGCAUACUGGGGAAAAACCUUUCAUCUGUUCAAUCUGUGGCAAAAGUUUUACAGAAAGUCAAUGUUUGAAAAGACACAUGAGAACGCACAGUGGUGAAAAAUCACAUUACUGUUCAAUCUGCAACAGAAGCUUUCGUGAAAAAACAAACCUUGUAGCACACAUGAGAACACACACUGGAGAGAAAGUGUUGAGUUGCAGUGUGUGUGGUGAAAAAUUCUCUUAUAAGUACCAGUGUAGGAAACACAAGUGUGCUGGUGAGAACAGCAGCAGCAAAUGAAACUGCAUGAUUUGAAUGUUGACUUUCUAACAACAUCAGCACAUAAAACAUGUGUGACAUUGUUGUUUGUGUAACAUUCCUUUUAACAGGCUUCUACAUUUAUAAGUUAGAUGGUUCAUGUUAGUGCUUUUUUACAGUCAAGUACAAGUAUUAAUAUGCAACAUUGUGUACUUCUAUUAAACAUUGAACAGAACAAUUUGACUGAAAAGGUGAGAGUAAAAAAUACACAAAAUAUUUUACAUUCAAUAAACAUUUAAUUGGCUCUAAUUUGGACUUUGUAACAUCAGCACAUAUAACAUGUGUGACAUUGUUGUUUGUGUCACAAUCUUUUUAAUAUGCUUCUACAUUUAUACAUUAGGUAGUUUGAAAUAUUGAAGUAUUACAUAUUUUUAUUUUUAAUUGUUAAUGAUUCCAUAGAUUAGCACCUUUAUAUGAUAUACAUAUGUACUGGUUCACAUCUGAAACAUAUUAUUUACUUUAUCCAUCAUUGGAACAGUUUGUCUUUUAUACAACUUUAAAAUGUGUGAAUUUAUUAUUAUUCAUGUUAUUAAUUAUCUGUAUUACUCUCUUUUGUAAUAUGAUGAUUGUGUUGUGAUUAUUGUACAUGUAUGUCCCCAGACCUUUAUGCAAUAUAAAAGUGAGAGAAAAUGGCUGAA